Cuscuta europaea is the source of this 3291-nucleotide messenger RNA. NCBI's taxonomy places the organism in Eukaryota, Viridiplantae, Streptophyta, Magnoliopsida, Solanales, Convolvulaceae. The record is from the annotation of a GenBank genome assembly.
AAACUUCCGGGAAGAAGGAAGUACUAGCUAAAAAUAAAAAAUUGAGGGCGGGCAUGGACGUGCAGAAAAGAUUGGCGACUCUGUUUCGCGCCUCUCCGCGUCCGUCGGCUGCCCAGCUCCAUGCUCCGUCUCUCCGCGAGUCGCCAGUCCACCGCCGCCUGCGGCUGCCCACUGCCUGCCCGCCCAGCCCCUCAAGACGCUGACAGGUGGCCGCCACUGCCCUAGAUUUCGAUUCGGAUGCCUAACAGAACUGUGCCCUAGAAUGUAUAACGGUAGCUAAAUAAGAGCCAAUUAUUGGUGCAAAAUGCUACCAAUGUUAUAGCCAAUGCUUGCAUGGUUAAGAUCCUUGGUGCAAAGGAAUUCAUUUUCAAAUAUGUUUCCAGUGUAUCAAAUAUAGAUCCGCCUAAUAAAUAUAAAUCCGCCACUGUAUCUCUUUGCAGCACCAAGAUGCUUAUCAAAGGCAUCCCACGUCAUUGGAUCGGAGCUCACUACACGUUAUACUCUAAACUUUUGAGUCUUUGUAUCGAUCGAGGGGCGGCAAACCAAUGUUGUUUGAUUCAUUCCCACAUGAUAAUAAAUGGUAUUUUGCCAAACAUACAUCUGCACACAAAGCUGAUCAUAUGUUAUUCAAAGUUUGGUGAAAUGGGAACCGCCCAGAAGGUGUUUGAGGGUAUGGUCCGAAAGAAUUUGGUUUCUUGGACCGCGUUAUUGUCAGGGUAUUCUCGAAAUAUGGAUUCAGGAAAAUCUCUAAGAGUGUUUAUUUCAAUGCACCGUGAGGGGUUAAAGGGGAAUCAAUUUACAUAUGGAAGUGUUUUAAGGGCGUGCACCAAUUUGUUGGGUUUGAAUCAAGGGAAACAAGUACAAGGGCGUGUUCAGAAGAGCAGAUUCGCUAAAAAUCUAUUUGUGCAGAGUGCAUUGCUUGAUUUCCACUCCAAAUGUGGGGAAAUAAAUGAUGCUCGUCUUGUGUUUGAUUCAAUGUUGGAGAGAGAUUUGGUUUCAUGGAAUACAAUGAUUGGUGGAUAUUCUUUUCAGGGAUUCUAUGAGCAUGCAUUUUUUAUGUUCCGCUCGAUGCUAAGAGAAGGUUUGUAUCCCGAUUGCUUCACGUUUGGGAGUAUUCUGAGAAAUUCAUUUGGAGGUUAUAGAGUCGAUGGACUCAUGAUUGUUAGCAGUAUACACGGUAUCGUUGUUCAAUUGGGGUAUGAGUUGAAUAACGUGCCUAUUGGAUCUCUAGUUGACACCUAUGUGAAGUAUGGGAAUUUAGCUGAUGCAAAUCGUCUCUAUAGAAGUAUGAAGAAGACAGAUAUCAUAUCAUGCACUACACUAAUUAUGGGAUAUGCUCGUCAGGGUAAAGGCAUUGAUGAAUGCAUGAAUCUCUUUUUAGAGUUGCAUCGGUUGCACGUGGGAAUUGACAGUGUAAUAUUGUGCUCAAUGCUUAGUUUGUGCGCUAAAUCAGCAUUAUUGAGUCUAGGAAGGCAGAUGCAUACUCUUGCAUUGAAAUAUCAAAAUAAACAUGAUGUAGCCUUGGGAAACUCUUUGAUUGACAUGUACUCAAAAGCAGGUGAGAUUGAGGCUGCUAAGAUAAUUUUUCAUCACAUGGAAGAGAAGAAUGUAAUCUCGUGGACAUCAAUGAUAUCUGGAUAUGGUGUGCACGGCCAUACUGAGAACGCAAUUUCUCUGUACAAGAAGAUGGAAUUGCAGGGAAUUCAUCCAAAUCAUAUUACAUUCUUGUCCCUUUUUUCUGCGUGUAGCCAUACUGGAUUGACUUCUCAAGGCUGGGAGUUCUUCCACAAUAUGGUUCGCAAAUAUAAGAUUUGCCCACUGUCGAAGCAUUAUGCUUGCAUGGUAGACCUUUUGGCACGUGAGGGUUGUUUGGAAGAAGCCCAUAGUUUGAUAUGUAGGGAGAAUAUUAAUCCGAGUGCCUCUCUUUGGGGAUCACUUCUUGGGGCGUGUAGUAUGCAUGAACAUAUGCAUCUUGGAGAGUUAGCAGCGAAGAAUUUAUUUAGUAUGACCCCCCAAGAGCCUGCCAACUAUGUUGUCUUAGCUAACAUAUAUGCAUCGACAGGUUUAUGGCAAAGGGCCGCUGAUACACGAGAAUUGAUUGUUAAUAGGAGGUUAUUGAAGAAUCCUGGUCAUAGUUUUGUCCUGUCAAACAGCAAGAAUAUAUCACUUAUUCCCGCUGGUUGGUAUAAAGAAAAAGAAAGGAUAUAAGGCUAGAGAUAAGGAGCACAUUGACUUGUUUAAUGUUGCUGUUAGUCAACCUAAAGUUCCGUCUCGUAAAUUAUCUCUUCAUGUGUACAAAUGCCAAAUGUAAUAUUAUGGUCUUGGAUCAAUGGUCUGGUGACUGGUGUGUUUCCAAAUCAAUAUUGUGCGAGUUCUUCAAAGCUGGGUAAUGUACAAAGGGUUUCAAGUGGAAGUUCUCACACGAUCUGAAUAUUCAAAAAAAGGAGAGAAGAUUGUACAUUUCAGAAAUGCGAUCAUGUAAAAAAGAAAUAGUGGAGGAUUUGGAGUUUGGGACCUAGAGACUUUGGAGGAGUUUGUGGCAUAAAAAGUGAGGAGUAUAACAAGAACCAAUCAAGUUUCAGCAUUCAAAAUGGACUGCAUCAAAUCCUGAGUCCUGAACUAUUUGUGGAACAGAAGAGGAAGAAGUGGGAAGAAACUCAAGGAAGAGGUGUUAAGACGGCCUUGCAAAAAGCAGAGAUAACUAAGAAUGAUUGCAUGAGGUAUAUAUCUGACAUACACCAACAUUCCCCGCCAACCCAAAAAGCAAAACAAAACCAACACAAUUCAAAUUUGCUUAUCAAGAGUCAUGCUUCAUAGGAUGACGCUGGAUGCUCAACCUCAGCACCGUGCACAGGAAAUACCAAAGAUGUUUUUGAUGAGUAUGAUGAUGAUUUGGAUAAGGAGUUGAAUUAGAUGGAGGCAUGAUUUGCAAGAACAACACUACAAAUCAAUGAAACUGGUGGGUGGCCAAGCACGAGACUGCAAAUUUAAUUGAUGAAAUCUCAUGUUUUAGAUUAUUCUCAGAGUUGAUCUUGAGAUGUAUAGAUUUUGGUACUUGGUAUUUUCCUUCAUUAUCUACACACAACUUUUUCCAAUGUGACACAAAUAAGUUUAGGAGUAAUUAGGAGAACUUUGGACUAUAGUUUACUAAGUUUGGACUAUUUGUUUAGGCUUGUAAUUAGGAAGUUUGGAUUAUUUCCAAUGUGUCAUAUAAACACAUAUAUUUAGAGCCCGGUUGGUGGUUUUGUUUUUCGGCCUAUCAGGCUUAUCAAUCAACUUUUUAACCAAACA